This is a messenger RNA of Meloidogyne enterolobii, 971 nucleotides long. NCBI's taxonomy places the organism in Eukaryota, Metazoa, Nematoda, Chromadorea, Rhabditida, Meloidogynidae. The record is from the annotation of a GenBank genome assembly.
UAUUUAUAUUGGCCCAUUCAUCCAUCAAAAAAACGUUUCUCUAAAAAAAUAAUAGGUUUUUUAGGGGAAAAGAGAAUAUAUUUUAUCUAUUAUAACGUUGUGUUCAAAAGUAAUUGCGCUUCACGCGGAGAAGAAAAGGCAAGUCUUAAAUUUGAAAAUAAUAUCAGAAUUGUAUUGAUAUGUAUCAGAAAUUUUGUGAAAUUGGGAGGAUAGUGGGAAUAACAUCCAAAACUUUCUUCUCAAUGUCCAGCAAAUCACCAUCGGGAAAUACUCCUCCAAAAGAAGAAAUAAAAGAAAAGGAAUCAGAACAAGCAAUGGAUACAAGUGAAUUAGCCUCAGCUCUGCCAAAAUUGGGAGAGGAAGAAAAAGAAAAGCAAGCUUUAGCUGAACGUAAAGAACCUACAGAAGAAGAUUUUGCUCGUUAUAAUGGUUAUAUUGGACAAAAAUGGACAGGGAUAUGUAAAUGGUUUAAUGUAACAAAGGGAUUUGGAUUUAUUUUACCUGACUUUGAGGAGGCUAAAGAACAUGGUAGUUUAAAAAUUGAGAAAAAAAAUUUAGAGGAAAAUAAAUUUAAAGGAGAUGAUAUUUUUGUUCAUCAAUCUUCAUUGCAAAUGCCCGGCUUUCGUUCACUUGAUGAAGGUGAAGCUGUAGAAUUUAAUGUUCGUUUGGGUAAACGUGGAUUGGAGGCUGAAAAUGUUACGGGAUUGAAUGGAGUGGCAAUACGUGGACAUCGAAUUCAUCCAUUGGGGAAGAGGAAAGAAAAGGAAAUUAGGUGCUACAAAUGUGGUCAAUUUGGCCAUCACAAAGCAGCAAAAUGUAAGAGAAUGCAAGAUAAUGUUAAAGUUUGCUAUAUUUGUUUCUCAAAUAAGCAUUUAAUUGCUGACUGUCCAAAACGUACUGGACAAGGAAUGCAACCAUCAACAGCUGGUGGUGGUGGGAGAGGAAGACCGGGGCCUUCUAUUGAGAGUUAG